Molecule: messenger RNA, 729 nt
Organism: Fusarium poae
Lineage: Eukaryota; Fungi; Ascomycota; Sordariomycetes; Hypocreales; Nectriaceae
Exons: 4
Coding region: 1-729 (242 amino acids)
Source: RefSeq, a predicted model, not a curated record
AUGACCCUCUGCACCGCAGUUGGAGCGAGAUACAUCCAAGCUAACGAUCCGGGACCGGGAUUACCUGUUCUCGAAGCCGCAAGCCGCGAUGAAACAGAAAGGCAUGACGCUCAUGCUUUCGUCGGCCAUGAUGGACGUUGUCACCUUGAACGAGUUCUCGGGCCUGAAUUGAAGUUCCUCGGCAUCUGUAGCGUUGAAUUCGAUGCUCUUCCACCACGCCGUCAUCUCAUCCAUCACCAAACCCAGACCCUCCAAGACGCCUAUGUGCCUCUUAUAUGGCCUUAUGUCCUUCCUCUAGGUCUCAUCGGUCGUCGCCAUCAAGUCGUGGAUGAAGCUGCACCUAAAUACGAGCCUGAUAAUGGCCUGGACGUAGAAAGAUAUGCUGAGAAGACUGUCAGCAUCCCGUACAUAGAUAUGGCCAAUGUGGGCAUCACCUUGUUUCUGAAGCACUCCCAAAUGCACUUGGCUAACAGCAUAGUCCUUCUCGAAUUGCCAUGGAGUUGGUUUGGGCUUGGCCGGCGUACUAGAGUCGUAGGGAGCGCCCUCACUCCCUUGGCCGCCCUUUCAUCUGCCUCCUGCACAACAAAGUCUGAAGUUCAGCUCUAUGGUCUUCAUAAUCAGGCUCUAAGCAUUCUCGUCUUGUUGCGUAGAGAAAUGCAGAACUGCCUACCCAUUCCUCAAGAAUCUCAUGGCGCUGUUAAGGACCUCAAUCACUGGCGAAGCGGAUAG